Messenger RNA from Cynara cardunculus var. scolymus (artichoke), 961 nucleotides. RefSeq names its product glutathione transferase GST 23-like. Lineage: Eukaryota; Viridiplantae; Streptophyta; Magnoliopsida; Asterales; Asteraceae. The record is from RefSeq and is a predicted model, not a curated record. Gene Ontology annotation, molecular function: glutathione transferase activity. Gene Ontology annotation, biological process: glutathione metabolic process. Bases 17 to 694 code for a protein of 225 amino acids. Gene Ontology annotation, cellular component: cytoplasm. The transcript is spliced from 2 exons.
CAAGAAGUAUAUUCAAAUGGCUGGAGAUAAAGUGAAGCUAUUGGGAUUUUGGGGAAGCCCUUUUGCACUUCGUGUCGAAUGGGCACUCAGACUAAAAGGGGUCGAGUAUGAAUAUGUUGAAGAAGAUCUCUCGAACAAAAGUCCGAUGCUUUUGCAAUAUAAUCCUUUGUACAAGAAGGUACCGGUUCUAGUGCACAAUGGUAAACCGAUCAUGGAGUCGCUUGUGAUAAUUGAGUACAUCGAUGAGACAUGGAAGAAUCGUCCGCUACUUCCAAUAGAUCCUUUUGAGAGGGCUACAUCUCGUUUUUGGGCAAAAUUUGUCGAUGAUAAGUUUGUGCCAUUGAUCAUUAAGAUGUCAUCGAGUACACGAGAGCAGAAAGAUAAGGUUGCAGAAGAGGCACGCGAGGUUCUGAAGACACUUGAGAGUAGUCUGAACCAGAAUAAACCCUUCUAUGGAGGAAAAAUCUUAGGAUUUAUGGAUAUUGCAGUUGCGUGGAUUGGAAUAUGGGCCCCAAUGCUCGAGAAAAUCAUAGACAUAAAACUUUUGGAUGAGGAGUAUAUGCCAUUGUUGAACACUUGGUUUAGAGAUGUUCUUGAAGUUCUUGUUAUCAAAGAGUGCAUCCCCCCUCUCGACAAAUUGCUAGCACACUACAAAGAUUAUUAUGAUCGAUUUAUGGCUACUAAAUCUAAUUGAACUACACAUUGAUGAAUUUGUGCUUGUUAGAAGUUCUAUGCAUUGCUAGAAUAAAUUAAAAGUAUUGGGCAUAAUAGGUUCCAACACUCUAUCUCAUCCACAACGCUAUGUUGGAGAACUUGUGUCAAAUCCCAUUUAUGGGUCUUACAGGCGUUCAUUAGACUCAUAAUAGUUAAGUUUGAGAACAAAGAUUGUACUGAAUGUUUGUAAUGGUUAAUUCUUGUUUAAUAUAAUGUGUUAGGAAGAAACAAUAACAUUACACUUUUC